This is a messenger RNA of Perca flavescens (yellow perch), 2886 nucleotides long. RefSeq names its product inactive dipeptidyl peptidase 10. The record is from RefSeq and is a predicted model, not a curated record. Gene Ontology annotation, cellular component: voltage-gated potassium channel complex; plasma membrane. Gene Ontology annotation, biological process: proteolysis; regulation of potassium ion transmembrane transport. The transcript has 27 exons. The coding region runs from base 365 to 2815 and encodes 816 amino acids. Gene Ontology annotation, molecular function: potassium channel regulator activity; serine-type peptidase activity. Lineage: Eukaryota; Metazoa; Chordata; Actinopteri; Perciformes; Percidae.
AGCGUCUUGGUAUGUGGGAGGCACUGGCAAACCUCCUGGUUUAUGAACUGUCUGUCAGCCACAUCUGAAGCUGCACAUAUGAGAGAGAAGAGGAAGAGAGGGAAGAGGAGAGAGCAUUUUACUGCCAGAGAGAGAAACAAAGGAGGGAAAAGAGAUUGUGUAUUUGAAUGUAUCGCCUCUAGUGAAGCUUCAACAACGACGAGGAAGAGCAGCUCUGCAGCCUUCAGCGUUAUUAGCAUCACUUUCUGCUUUGGUCAGCUUGGAGCCGAGAAGCAGCCGGAGGAAGUGGAAAAACUUUAAGCAGCUUAAGGGAUUUUUUUGGGAUCAGAUAAGAGGAGCAUAUCAGUGAAACUGAGAAGCAAAGAUGAACCAAACAGCGUCUGUGUCUCAUCAGAUUGAGUGUCAGCCAGUCAAGGAUUCCAAGGAGUUUGUGGACGUCAGCCCCCCGCAGAGGAACUGGAAGGGCAUCGCCAUCUCCCUGCUGGUGAUCGUGGCGGUCUGCUCGCUCAUCACCAUGUCUGUGGUCGUCCUCACGCCUGCGGAGCUCCCCGGCAGCAGCCAGUCCAGGCUGACUGUGGCCGAUCUGUACAAACCGGAGUUCAGCGUCCACGACCCAGAGGCCACGUGGGUCAGCGAUUCAGAGGUGGUGUACAGGAACCGGGACGGUCACGUCAUCAAGUUUAACUUCGCCUCCAACGAGACAGAAGUCAUUCUGACCAACAGCACGUUUGUGGCCUUCAAGGUGGUAAAGUACUCGCUCUCUGCAGAUCUGAAGUAUGCGCUCUUCGCCUAUGAUGUCAAACAGAUGUACAGAUAUUCAUACACGGCGUCUUACAUCGUUUACAACAUCUACACCAGGGAGGUAUGGGAGCUAAACCCUCCGGAGGUUCACAACGCGGUGCUCCAACACGCUGCUUGGGGAAGACAAGGCCAACAGCUGAUCUACAUCUUUGAGAAUAACAUCUACUACCAGUCCGAUGUGAACAGCAACUCUCUGAGAAUCACCUCCUCUGGGAUGGAGGGAGUCAUCUUCAACGGACUGGCCGACUGGUUGUACGAAGAGGAAAUUCUGCGUUCCCACUUGGCUCACUGGUGGUCGCCUGACGGAGAGCGACUGGCUUUCCUCACCAUCAACGACACCCUGGUACCCAACAUGGUUCUGCCCCAGUUCACCGGCAACACCUAUCCCAAAGGAAUACAGUACCCAUAUCCUAUGGCCGGUCAGAGAAACCCUGCCGUCAAGUUGUCGGUGGUCAACCUGUUCGGAGCGACACACACUCAAGAACUGCAGCCUCCAGAUCAGCUCAGGCUCAGUGAUUUCUACGUCACCAUGGUGAAGUGGCUCGGUAAUACUCACCUGGCAGUGCGGUGGGUCAACCGGCCCCAGAAUGCAUCAGUGCUGACGGUGUGUGACGCCACCAUAGGAGUCUGUCUUCAGAGACAUGAGGACUCUUCAGAGACGUGGCUCUCCAUGCAGGGACAGGAGCCGCUGUUCUCCAAGGACAGGAGCAGGUUUUUCCUCACUCUGCCCAUGAAACAAGGCGGUCACGGAGAUUUCCACCACAUCACAAUGUUCUCCAAGAAGUUACGAAGUGACCACGACGAAGUUCGACACUUAACGUCAGGAGACUGGGAGGUGACAAAAAUUGCCGCUUACGAUGAAAACAACCAGAUUAUAUACUUUCUGAGCACAGAGGACUCUGCACAACAAAGACAUUUAUACAGUGUGUCCACCCUUGGCCUGUUUCCACAGCGAUGUCUCACCUGUGGACUCAAGGAAGAGUGUUCAUUCUUUGACGCCAACGUCAGUCCCGAUGCACAGCACGCCAUCCUGCACUGCAAAGGUCCUGGAGUUCCAGCUGUGCUGCUUCUCAGUUUCGAUGAUGUGGACUCAUAUUUCAUCUUAGAGAACAACCUUCCUCUGCGGUCGGCUCUGGAGACCAAAAAGAUGAUUCAGACUGAAAUCCGGAUGAUCACGAACGACAACUUUGAGCUGCCUCUGAAGCUCAUCUAUCCUCCUGACUUCUCUGAGUCCUACCUGUACGGCCUUCUUCUUAUUGUUGGCAGUUCCCUGGGCGCCCAGGCGGCGACGGAGGAGUUUGGGCUGGACUGGGCCUCUGUGCUGGCGGGGUCCGAGCAGGUCAUCGUAGCUCGGCUCGACGGCAGAGGCUCCGGGUUCAGAGGACAGAGGGUUUUACAGCAGGUCCAUCAGAGGCUCGGCACGGUGGACGCAGAGGACCAGACAGCAGCUGUGGAAUACCUGGCGGAUCUGCCGUUCGUCGAUCGCACCCGUAUCGGAGUCUUCGGAGAGGACUACGGCGGCUUCCUCGCACUGACGCUGCUGAAGUCGACUGAGAAGCUGAUCAGAUGUGCUGCGGUGCAGGCUCCUGUCACCGACUGGUCCAUGUAUGCCUCUGUCUUCUCAGAGAGAUACCUCGGCUCACCUUCAACUGAGAAGAACAGAUACCAAGCCUCCCGAGUUGUCACCAACAUGAAAGGUCUGCAGGGAGGAACUCUGUUUCUGGCUCACGGCACCGCAGACGCAAACGUUCACUUUCAGCACUCAGCGGAGCUCAUCAGACACUUGAUAAAGAUCGGAGCCAACUAUACUAUGCAGAUCUACCCAGACGAAGGACACUUCCUGUCAAGACGCAGCCGGAUCCAGCUGACUCACUCCCUGAAUGGUUAUUUUAGAGGAUGUCUGCUUGACGCAUCAUCAUUACUCGACCAACAUCAACAGGGACGACGAGUGAGAGGAAACGUGGUCAUUAUUACUGGACUGUGUGUCUUUAUGAGUCGAUGUGCCCCUGCUUGACUGUGUGUGUGUGUGUGUGUGUAUGUGUGUAUGUGUGUAUGUGUGUAUGUGUGUAUGUGUGUAUGUGUGUA